GAGAAACACGACCAUGCCUGGUCUUUGAAACACUUAUGAUUGAUGAAUUCGAGCACUUGGCGUGAUUCUGACAACGACAUCGCAGAGCAGCAAAUUGCUCCUCCCCUCCCAACAACCUUCCCCACGCUCUGAGAAUUCCGCUGUCGCCAUGGCCCUCCUCACUCACCUCCUAUCAGCAGCCGCAACCUUCAUCUUCACAGCAAUAAUUUGGAAUCUUCUCAAACAAUUCCUGUUCAAAGACCGCCACAAGCCUCCCGUCGUCUUCCACUGGCUCCCUCUCAUCGGCUCCACAGUCAGCUAUGGCCAAGAUCCCUAUGGCUUCUUCUUCUCCUGCCGCGAGAAAUACGGCGACAUCUUCACCUUUGUCCUUCUGGGAAUGAAAGUUACAGUGUACCUCGGUCCUCAAGGCAACAACUUCAUACUCAAUGGCAAACACAAAGACCUCAACGCUGAAGAGGUUUAUGGUCCUUUGACAGUGCCAGUAUUCGGGAAGGGCGUCGUGUAUGAUGUCGAUAAUGCCAAGUUCAUGGAUCAGAAGCGGGUGGUGAAGGAAGGUUUCACAACUGCGAAUUUGAAGGCUUAUGUGCCGCAGUUUGUGAAUGAGGUGGAGAAGUACGUUGGAGGUAACGCCGCUUUCCAAACGGAGUCGGGAAUCUGUGAUGUCUCAACUGUGAUCGCAGAGAUCGCAUUGUAUUGUGCUGCGGGCUCGUUGCAAGGCAAGGAAGUCAGGGAGUCUUUUGAUGGCACCUUUGCGACGCUAUUUCGACAUCUAGAUGACGGCUUCGCACCAAUCAACUUCAUGCUUCCGGGGUUGCCAUUGCCAGUCAAUCGCAGGAGAGAUCAUGCGCAACUGGAAAUGCAGAAGCUGUAUAUGGGAAUAAUCAGUGAUCGGAGGAAGAGAAAGCGUGCUGAAGAUGAGCAUGACUUGCUCUGGUCUUUAAUGGAUGCAACCUACAAAGAUGGCUCACCAAUCGGCGACGACAUCCUCGCAAACCUCCUAAUCUCCCUCCUGAUGGGCGGCCAACACAACACAGCAGCAACCGGGACUUGGAUAAUGCUCCAUCUCGCCCACAAACCACAUCUCAUCCAAGAACUCUACCAAGAACUCCAAUCCCACAACCUCGUCGGCCAAAAUUCCACAAACAUAACCUACGAACACAUCUCCAAUCUCCCUCUCCACAACGCCAUAAUCAAAGAAACCCUCCGACUCCACGCCCCAAUCCACUCCGUUAUGCGAAAAGUAAAAUCUCCCAUGCCAGUCCCUAACACCGAGAUCAUUGUUCCCGCAGGCCACAUCCUCCUCGCAGCGCCCUGCUUUCCCUCUCGUCUCGAAGAGAACUUCCCGAAUGCAAACGACUGGAACCCGCGUCGCUGGCUAACACCUCAAGCCAUCAAGCCAGAGACGAGCGAGAGCGACACAAGUGACGCUGUAGAUUACGGUUUCGGCGCGGUGUCUAGUAAAGCUGCUCUGUCACCAUAUUUACCUUUUGGAGCAGGACGACAUAGAUGUACAGGCGAACAGUACGCUUAUGUGCAGUUGACGACGAUUCUUGCUACAAUGGUGAGAUUGUUGGACUGGGAACAGGUAGAUCCGAAAGCAGAUGUGCCAAAGACGGAUUAUAGCAGUAUGUUCUCAAGGCCGAUGCAUCCUGCUACGAUUCGUUGGCGGAAGCGGUAG
Messenger RNA from Cercospora beticola, 1678 nucleotides. Its product is annotated as cytochrome P450. NCBI's taxonomy places the organism in Eukaryota, Fungi, Ascomycota, Dothideomycetes, Mycosphaerellales, Mycosphaerellaceae. The record is from RefSeq and is a predicted model, not a curated record. Gene Ontology annotation, molecular function: oxidoreductase activity, acting on paired donors, with incorporation or reduction of molecular oxygen; heme binding; monooxygenase activity.